AGGAGCGCAGGGCUCAGAUGCUGGGGUCCUAGGCAGGCUGCGACUCUGUGGUUUGGUUUGGACUUCUCACUAAAAGAAUGCCGCCAGUGGAAUAGAAUCGGACCAUCCGGUGCUAUUGAGCUACAAAAAUAUAUUUACUGAUACUUAAUUUGAGAUUUUCUGACAUUUUUACUACCUCAAAGAACUCCAAGAAAAUCCAUGGCUGGAGCAGUCUUCAGUUUAAAAAAAAGAAGGAAUAGUUGAUCCUGCAUUUUCAGACAGAGGGAUGGUGCUGUUAUUGCGCAUCAGUUUUAUUUUUGUUGGAGGAAAAAAUACGCAUUUAAUAGAUGAACCAAUCGAGAUACCCCUGGAGCUUUUUAUAAAUUGAAGACAAUUCACAUGUGUGAGAAGAAUGUUCCAUUUCAUCUCGUUUUCUUUUGAUAUUGGAAACAAACAACACUGAACAAAAACAUUAUGAAUACCACUUUGUUUUGCCUUGGAAUCCAACUAUAAAGUUUUCUUUAUGGAGUUUCAAAAUGACAUAUUCUAAUUUGAUGAACGAAAGCAAUGAUGGAAUAUAUUUUGAAAAAGCUCUCAACGAAUCUUUCCUGGAGCAAAUGUUAUUCACAGACAACAGCACCAACUCCACCAGCUGCACCAACAUCACACUGGACCCCCAGGUCAUUGCAGUCGGGGUCUUUCUAUCCAUGUUCAUAUUAGUGGCUAUCGUUGGGAACAUUUUGGUUAUCCUCUCGGUGCUGUGCAAUAGACACUUACAGACCGUAACGAACUUCUUUAUAGUCAACCUGGCCAUAGCGGACUUGCUAUUGAGCAUUAUUGUGCUUCCUUUCUCCGCGUCUUUGGAAGUGCUGGGAUGCUGGGUGUUCGGCCGGGUCUUUUGCAACAUCUGGGCAGCGGUGGAUGUUCUCUGCUGCACCGCGUCCAUCCUCAGCCUCUGUGUCAUCUCCAUAGACAGGUACAUCGGGGUCAAACACUGCCUCAAAUACCCCACCAUCAUGACGGAGAAGAAAGCCGCCGUCAUUCUGGUGUUGGUCUGGGUCUCCUCCAUGGUCAUUUCCAUAGGACCGCUGCUGGGAUGGAAGGAACCGCCGCCAACGGACGAGAGCGUCUGCAGCAUCACCGAAGAACCGGGCUAUGCCCUCUUCUCCUCGCUCUUUUCCUUCUACCUCCCGCUUAUGGUCAUACUAGUGAUGUAUUUCAGGGUCUACGUGGUGGCCAGGAGGACUACCAAGAGUUUAGAAGCGGGGGUCAAACGGGAAAGAAAUAAGUCGAUAGAAGUGGUGCUUAGGAUACACUGUCGGAGCAUGCUGGAGGAUACUUCCAAGAGUAAAAACCACCCGUUCCGGAGUUCGCUGUCCGUGCGCUUGAUGAAGUUCUCCCGGGAGAAGAAGGCUGCCAAAACGCUGGCGAUUGUCGUCGGGAUGUUCAUCCUGUGUUGGCUACCGUUUUUCUUUGUUUUACCACUGGGUUCCUUCUUCCCGGCACUGAAGCCAUCUGACAUGGUCUUUAAGGUCAUCUUCUGGCUGGGCUACUUCAACAGCUGCAUUAACCCUGUCAUCUACCCGUGCUCCAGCAAAGAGUUCCAGCGCGCCUUCACCCGCCUCCUCCGCUGCCAGUGCCACCGCCGCCGCCGGGUCCUGAGGCGCUUCUACAACCAGCGCUGGCGCACAGCCGUCAAGGGCCACCACCAGGGCAUAGGUGGUAGGGAAAUGGAUACGAUGGGUAUCGGCAAUGCCAGGGUGACAGACUGCCGACCGGGUUACACCAUCAACCACGAGUCGUGCGGGAGCUCGCACUACCACAAGGGUACUAAAGGACCUUCGCUAAGUUUUAAAGGGUGGAGCCUGUUCCCGCCGCUACAAAAGUCAUCGUUCCAGCUCAAAGAGAAGAUGAACAAUCUGUCCAAUAAGAUUAAGGGAGGUCCGGGCGGGAAGGGAGGCGUCACGGCCCCCGCCCUGGCGAGGACUGAGAUAGACACGGUUUCCAUGGGGAUUUACAACGAGGUCGCCGAGCAGAGCUGCUAUCAGAUCUAUGACCUCACAGAGUGCUACGGCCUGAAGGAGACAGACAUCUAGAUUCUUGAGGGACAGACAAAGGGAGUGGCUAAUAUGGAUGGCUACUGUCAUUCAAUUGCUUAACCUUCUUCAAUGACAUUUGCAGUGACGCCACAAGUGAAAGCGCUUGAUGGUUGCCAUUGGGGUGUCAACAUGGGGAAUAACCAAUAUAAUUCCGCCUUAAAACACCUAGAUGGGAUUUGCCGUUGCAAACCAGAAAGAGGUAAAAGGAAAAGGAAAGUGCUCUUUUCCACUUGAGCCAUGGAAUGGAAUGCGGAAAUUCCACAAAAUGUCAGAUCGGAACAUGGGGUUAUCACGGGAACAUUUGACCAGCAAACAAACAGGACUGAAAGAACAUUUGUCUGCAGAGAGUUGUUUGGACAUCGAUCAAAGGGUUGAGUUCAUUUUGUCUGGAAAUGGCGCACUUUGAUCCAAGCACAAAUUGCUCCAAAAUAUGAUAUCAAACCUUAAUGACUGUAUCGUGUUUGUUUCAUUUUGUUGGAUGGAGAUUGAAGUGAAGUGGAAUGAAACAUUAUUUCUUGGAGCUGUGUUAGAAAGAUAAAUGCAGGACAAUAAGUGGGUGUGGAAAAGUCACUUUCUGGACAGGUGGCAAGAUGUCAAACUGACUUCUCAAUGAUAGGCUGGGCUCAUCAGCAGCCGGUCACUGUGUCCUUUGAGCAUUCUCACUCUCAACUCCAAACAGCUCAACCCCUACAACCAGCAGCAACACGGAGACACUAUGAACCUCCAUUCUACCAUAUAACCUACAGACAAACACCCCUUUUCUAGGGUAUCAGACCAUCCAGCUCAACUUAACACAAUGCAGCUGGGCACAGAUGUGUGUUGUCGGAACAGAGCAAACACAUAGAACAAAGCGAAAGCCACUGACUUGAAUGACGAAACCAUUGCACAGGACAAUUUCGGGAUGAUAUGGGUAAACAUAGGGUAAUGUAUUGGUAAUUAUAAUUGCAUCUGAUUAUUUUGCUAAGUGAAUGAGUGGAGUGAACUGUGAUGAACUGACAUGAGCAGACCUCUGUGAAACAGCAUUAUAAAAGUGAUGGGUCACGUUCAGACUGAAAACAAUGUUUGGACCAGUUGAAUAAGUAUCGUGGUGUAUGUACCUUAACUGCAUUCAGAGCCAGAGAGAAGAGAGGUCAUUUAUCUUUUGAAAGGACAAGGGAUUGACAGAAUCAAAGCCUGGAACCCAUUGAUUACACUAUCUGUCUGUUCUUUGCAUUGCCAAAAAGACGCUUUGAUUUUGUUUGUAUUUACUGAUGGUUCAAUGACGUCUGUCAAUGUCAAGCAAAAUAAAAAUGGAAAAAAAUACCACUUUUUUA
Molecule: messenger RNA, 3391 nt
Organism: Salvelinus fontinalis (brook trout)
Lineage: Eukaryota; Metazoa; Chordata; Actinopteri; Salmoniformes; Salmonidae
Gene: adra1d
Product: adrenoceptor alpha 1D
Exons: 2
Coding region: 516-2075 (519 amino acids)
Biological process (GO): cell-cell signaling; adenylate cyclase-activating adrenergic receptor signaling pathway; phospholipase C-activating G protein-coupled receptor signaling pathway
Cellular component (GO): membrane
Molecular function (GO): alpha1-adrenergic receptor activity
Source: RefSeq, a predicted model, not a curated record